AUGGACCGCAUCUACAGGUACCCCUCUACACCCCAGCUAAAUAUCCCAGAAGUAUACCUGCAGGCACUCCUCGAGAUAUGUACGAAGAAGGCACCUUUUUCCACCUAUAAAGGCCAGAUGUUCCGGCAAAAAGACGGAGUCGCGAUGGGUUUCCCUCUCGGUGUCCUAUUUGCCAACUUUUAUAUGGGUACUAUGGAAGAGAGAGUUUUCUCCAAUAUUAGAAAACCCCGCAAAAAUGCAAGAUAUAUUGACGAUAUCUUUGUACAAGUCGAGAAUGAGGAAGAGGUUGAAGCUGUCCGGCGCAUGUUCCAGCAGUGCAGUUCGCUAAAUUAUACCGUCAAAUUCAGUAACGAAGGCCAGCUCCCCUUUCUCGACGUCCUUGUCUCCAAGACCGAUGAUGGUCUAAAAACUUUGGUAUAUACAAAGAAAACAAACAUAGGACUUUGCCUGAAUGGUGACAGCGAAUGUCAUGCACAGUUCAAGAACACCAUAGUCAGGGCCUACAUUCGGAGGGCCCUCACGCACUGUUCUUCCUGGCAGGACACCCACAAAGAACUCGACCGAGUCACUCAGGUGCUCGUUAAUAAUGGGUAUCUGAAUCCACUUAAUAAUAAAGAAGUCCGAACAGCGCUGGAUCGGUGGUACAGCGGGAGUGAGAGACUGCAGCCCCACCCCCGUGAGAAAAUCAAGCUGUUUUACAAAGCCAGAAUGCACGCACGUCACCUUGAGGAUGAGGAUGCAUUAAGAAAAAUCAUCAGAGAGAAUGUGACCCCCACCAAAGUUGACAAAGAACUCGAAUCUACCAAUUCUUAUGCCCUCCCGUCCAUGGAUGUCCCGGCUCUUACGUUGAUAUGA
Molecule: messenger RNA, 855 nt
Organism: Macrobrachium nipponense
Lineage: Eukaryota; Metazoa; Arthropoda; Malacostraca; Decapoda; Palaemonidae
Exons: 1
Coding region: 1-855 (284 amino acids)
Source: RefSeq, a predicted model, not a curated record